CAACUGCCUGCUGUGGAACGCUUUCCUUGAGCAAAUCGGGUAACUGCAUCUCAACCUUCAUUACAUCUCUUUGUCACUGAAGAUCAACAGUGGGCGUCACUUUGGGCCACUGCAAAACCAACAUAAGGAAGUUACCUAUUGACUCGUCACCAUGGUGUGCCGCUGUGGUCUGCUCACCGUCAACAAGGAGCCAGUUCCCCUGAAGGCCAUUGAAGUUGAAGUGGAGGUAAAGGACCAUGUGGCCAACGUGCUUUCCACGCUGCACUAUGAGAACAAGGAGGACAAAGCCAUCGAGGCCGUAUUUGUCUUCCCUCUGUCUGGUGAUGCUGCCGUCUGCCAUUUUAGUGCCAAGAUUGGACAAACUGAGAUUGUCGCUGAUGUGAAGGAGAAACAGGAAGCUCGAGAGGAGUACGAUGAUGCCUUGAGCUCUGGCCAGCAGGCCUUCCUCCUAGAAGAGAGUGAACAGACCCCAGACAUUUUCUCUCUGAGUGUGGGGAGUCUUCCCCCGGGAGAGAGCGCCUCCAUCCGGCUGGAGUAUGUCACUGAGCUGGCUGUGGAGGCUGAUGGCGGGUUGAGGUUUUGUCUGCCUGUGGUGCUCAACCCUCGCUACCAACCUCAGGGAAGUGAAGGUCAUAGUGUCCAGGUGACGUCUGUUCCUGCCUCUCGAGUGCCAUACAGUCUGUCCUUCUCUGCGCGGGUGUCCUCACCGCGUCGGGUCUCCAAAGUGGACUCCAAUUUUUCCCUGGAGCCCCUUCAGUACCUCGACAAGGAGCAAACUCAUGCGGCCGUUAAACUGGCUGCAGGACACACGUUUGACAAAGAUAUUGAGCUGUUGAUUUACUAUAAAGAUGCCCACCAGCCAGCAGUUGUGGUGGAGGCAGGAAAGGCAUCUGCCAAGCCUGGCACGCUGAUGGGGGAUGCGGCGGUGAUGCUCAGUGUUUACCCUGAGUUUUCCCAGGCAGUGAUGUCUUCAUUCACCACAAAGGGAGAAUUUGUGUUCUUACUGGACCGAUCCGGAAGUAUGGCAGGAGAUCGCAUCAACAGUGCCAGGGAUACUCUGCUGCUGCUUCUGAAAAGCUUACCCAUGGGCUGCUACUUCAACAUUUACAGUUUUGGUUCCUCCUUUGAACACAUCUUCCCUAAGAGUAUGGAGUACAGUGAGAAGACCAUGAAAAAGGCUCUGAAGAUUGUCAAGGAGAUGAAGGCAAACCUGGGAGGAACAGAGAUACUUCAGCCCCUCAAUCACAUUUACAGCCAGCCCUGCAUUCCCAGUCAACCACGACAACUCUUUGUCUUAACUGACGGCGGAGUGGGGAACACCAAGGAGGUUACAACCCUUGUGAAAAAGAAUUCCAGUUCCCACAGGUGUUUCUCUUUUGGGAUUGGACAAGGGGCCAGCACUGCUCUCAUCUAUGGUUUGGCGAAGGAGGGCCGAGGUCACGCUCAAUUCAUCACAGGCGCUGACAGGAUGCAAGCAAAGGUGAUGCAGUCGCUGGAGUUUGCUUUGCAACCGGUUGUGGAGGACAUCUCGGUCAUCUGGGAUUUACCAAAGGGGGUGUCUGUCACACAUCUCUCUCCGCCUCUCACGACUCUUUUCCAGGGUCAGCGGUCGCUCAUUUAUGCUCAGCUCACUGGACAGAGUUCGGAGGAAACAGAUGGUUCUGUCAUGGUGAACUACAGCCUAGCAGGCCAUCCAUUCCAGAGCAAGCUUGGCUUCCCUCUCCAACCCACAGAGGACACUGGAUUAACAAUCCACAGGCUAGGUGCUCGAACUCUGAUUCGCUCUCUGGAAUCCAACGAGGGAGAGAAGGAUGAGGAAGUGACGAAAAAGGUGGUGGAUGUCAGCAUCCAAUCAGGAGUGAGCAGCUCCUUCACUGCCUUCAUUGCCAUCAACAGAGACAGCACAGAAGCCAUACGGGGCCCUUUGCUGCACAGAAGUGUACCAGGAGUCGGUAAAUCCUGGUCACCUUACGCUAGAUCUUGUGGUGUCGUAGCUUCUUACGCUCUACAUACCCCAUACCAAGGUGCUUCUCUUCAAAUGCAAGACAUGUGUUGUCUCAGUGGACGUCCAACCAACGGAAAAAGAAUCGAAGGUCAUCUUAAAAUGAAGCAACGAAGUAUACGGUCUAGUACACUAGGCAGUCUGUUUCAUUCAAGGAAAGCAAAGUCGUUUUCUUCCAAGGAAAUACCUGUUGCUUCUUCCAUCCAGACAACCCCAGACACUUUGCUGCAGUUGGUGUCUCUCCAGAAUGCGUCGGGCUGCUGGGAGCUCAACCCGGAUCUGGCUGCUGCACUGAACAAGACCAGAAAGGAGGUGGAACAGCCCAAGCCGGCAAAGGUGAACGGGAACGUGUGGGCUACCAUUCUGGCUCUUGUUUGGCUUCAUGGAUUCAAGUCGGAUGCUGAAGUCGAAUGGAAGCUUCUUGCUCGUAAGGCUGUGUCAUGGCUGCUGGCUCAGAAUGCACCAUGUAUCACAGAGUGUGUCCUGGCUGGAAACACUUUGUUGGGCUGCAACGUGCAAAAAGAAACGCUGGGUCUUUAAGGUCUCCGGUACAAUGAAGAACCUGCUGGUUUACUCCCAUUGCUCUGCACCAUUUGCCAUUCCUCCUUAUUUGGUUGUUGAUUGGUCGAUUUUUAGUGUGCAUUUUAUUACUGUUUUCCUAUAUAAUGUAGUCAAAACAUUUAAAUGAUAUGAUAUAUAAUUACAGGUAAAUGGGUUGAAUUUACAAAGGUUACAGUAUUCUGGUCUAGACUACAGGUGAUAACCGAGAAACCGGAACGACAUUGUGUCACAAAGGACAAUGUGUAGAGUCUAUGUGUGUUUUUGAAUAGGAUUCUAAAUUCUGUUUAUGUUUAAUUCAUCUUUCCUGUAUCUGUCUGACUGUCUCUCUGGCCACUAUUAAAUAAUAAAGACUUCACUGGU
Molecule: messenger RNA, 2923 nt
Organism: Hippocampus comes (tiger tail seahorse)
Lineage: Eukaryota; Metazoa; Chordata; Actinopteri; Syngnathiformes; Syngnathidae
Product: von Willebrand factor A domain-containing protein 5A-like
Exons: 22
Coding region: 152-2542 (796 amino acids)
Source: RefSeq, a predicted model, not a curated record